This is a messenger RNA of Pogona vitticeps (central bearded dragon), 3394 nucleotides long. Lineage: Eukaryota; Metazoa; Chordata; Lepidosauria; Squamata; Agamidae. The record is from RefSeq and is a predicted model, not a curated record.
AUUGAAAGUGUAGGGGCAAGAUUCAGUGGGUAUCUGGUGUGUUGCCAUGCUACUCUCUGGUUCUAAAAGUUCAAGAGAAGCCACUGUUGAGGACAUUAGAUUUGCAGAAAAGGAAGUAGAAGAAGCUAUAUCCUCUGUUAUUGCUAUCCCCAAAAGAUCUUUCUGGAUUGUAGGACAAAGGUGAUGUUGGCUUUAGAUACUUUUGGCACAUUCUUGUUGCUGGUCUGACAUCUGCGAACUCUUACCCAUCAGUGUUGUGGGAGAAGAGCUACUAUAGCAACCAGAAUUUCAAAGACCACUCCAUUCUAUUGGUGUUUCUUGGGCACAAAUGUACAGUAACUGAAUCAUUGUGGGUCUUCCUCUUUGGGGAUCCCUGCAAAGGCUUCAACCAUAGCCCAGAUAUACAUGUAACAUUUACUCAGGCUCAGUGCCGUCUGGUCACUAACCAAAAGAAAAAAGGAUGAGGAAACUUGGUGUGACCUACAGCAAACAAAAUCAAUAUAUCUACUUCAGUCCAUCCAAGGAUUAUAUUUUUUUUGUUGGCAGUGUUUGAAAACAAACCAACGGUCAACAUGAAUUCUAUAUUGCAGUAUGAUCCCGGUAGCCGAAUUCAAGCAGUUCACAGACCAGCAGCCUGCCUUCAAGGUACUCAAGCCAUGGUGGGAUGUGUUGUCAGAGUACCUCACCAUUGCAAUGCUGAUGAUAGGAGUUUUCGGCUGUACUCUGCAGGUCAUACAGGACAGGAUUAUUUGCCUUCCCAAUCACAUUGCGAAUGGUACAGCCUUCAGUGAUGUAACCUGCGAAGAUUUCACCAAAAGACGAGUCAGUGCUUCAGAGCCAAUUCAUUCUUCUGCCUACCAGGAAAUGAGUGGCCGACAGAACAACCUAGACAUCCAGCAGUACAAUUACAUCAAUCAGAUGUGCUACGAGACAGCUCUUCAUUGGUAUGCCAAAUACUUUCCCUACCUGGUUGUCAUCCACACCCUCAUCUUCAUGGUGUGUGCCUCCUUUUGGUUUAAAUUUCCUGGGACCAGUUCCAAGAUUGAACAUUUUAUCUCAAUCCUGAGCAAGUGCUUUGAUUCACCCUGGACUACCCGAGCCAUCUCAGAAGUAUCUGAAGAGGAAAAUGUAAGCUCAGAGAAAAUGGACCGGAGACGGAAAAGUAGUGCUCCUGGUAAUGAGACAAUGGAACUCUCUCCCUUAAGGGGAUCGGUUGCAGAGAAGAAGGUUACAGGUUCCCCCUCCUCCUUGAGCCUGUUGGACAAAAAGGAAGGUGAGCAGGCAAAGGCUCUCUUUGAAAAAGUGAAGAAGUUUCGGCUCCAUGUCGAAAAAGGAGACAUUCUCUAUACCAUGUACAUCCGUCAAACUAUCCUCAAAGUCUGCAAGUUUCUCAUAAUUACUACCUAUAAUGCCAUCCUGAUUCCCAACAUUAGCUUCAUAGUGCCAUGCAGUAUCAAGAUGGAGGACAUGACAGGCUACGAUCACUUUUGCUGCAAUCACACUAAAGCCCACCUGUUCUCCAAGCUGGCCAUUUGCUACAUCUGCUUCCUUGGCAUCUAUGGCAUGACCUGUCUCUAUACACUCUACUGGCUCUUUCACAGACCCCUCAAAGAGUACUCCUUUGACUUUGCCCGUGAGGAGACAGGCAUCUGGGACAUCCCUGAUGUCAAGAAUGACUUUGCUUUUAUGCUCCACCUCAUAGACCAGUAUGACUCUCUCUAUUCCAAGCGCUUUGCUGUCUUCCUCUCUGAGGUCAGUGAGUUCAAGCUCAAGCAGCUCAAUCUCAGUUAUGAGUGGACGGUGGAAAAGCUGCGACAGAAGCUGCAAAAAAAUGUUCAUGACCGGCUGGAACUCCAUCUCUUCAUGCUGUCUGGAUUGCCUGACACCACCUUUGAGCUGACUGAGUUGCAGGCCCUGAAACUGGAGCUCCUCAAGGAUGUUACUUUCCCAAACUCAGUGACUCAGUUGGUCAACCUCCAAGAGCUAGCACUGAUCAACACCCCUGUUAAGCUGAAUUUUACAUCUCUUAUGUUCUUCCGUGAACACCUGAAGGUGAUGCUUGUGAAGUUUGAUGAUAUAAAAGACAUACCACUAUGGACCUACAACUUGAGAGGCUUGGAAGAGUUGUACAUUGUGGGGCAGUUCAACCAGGAGACAAACCGAGCAGGAAGUCUGGAAUGCAUGCGUGAGCUGAGGAACCUGAAGGUGCUGACGCUGCAUAGCAACAUGUCCAAACUGCCAGCCAGCGUGGCUGAUCUUGCCACUCAUUUACAGAGGCUCCGGAUCCAUAAUGAUGGGAUUAAGCUGAUGAGUCUCAACACCCUGAAGAAGCUCUUCUGUGUGCAAGAACUGAAGCUGAUAAAUUGCAACUUGGACCGUAUUCCCCAUGCUGUCUUCAGCCUUGUGAGUUUGCAGGAGUUAGACCUGAGAGAUAACCAGCUGUAUUCCAUUGAAGAGAUCAUCAGCUUCCAGCAUUGCCGCAAGCUAGUGUGCCUCAGACUUUGGCACAACCACAUUACCAACAUCCCCGACCAUAUCCGCAAGAUUAAGACCUUAGAGGAGCUUGACCUCAGCCAUAAUCGCAUUGAGACCCUCCCUACCCAAUUAUUCCUAUGCACUAAGCUGAAUUAUUUGGAUCUUUCUCACAACAACAUCCAGGUUAUUCCUCCUGGGUUGGGGGUUCUCCAAAACCUCAGUUACUUUGCUGUUUCUCACAACUCCAUAGAGGAGUUGCCUACUGAAAUCUUCUUCUGCAAGAGACUCAAGGUCCUCAAAGUGGGACACAACAAACUGCACCAUCUCUCUGACCGUGUAGGCUGGCUGUCUUUGCUCACUAAGCUAGAGCUGCAAGGGAACCAACUUGAUGCCCUGCCCUCAGAGAUUGGCAAGUGCCCAGCCCUGAAGCGCAGUGGCCUCAUGGUGGAAAGCAAUCUGUAUGAGGCAUUGCCUUUAGAAGUCAGGGAGAGAAUGGAGGAUGAUUGAUGAGGAGAUUCAGAGCAGGGCUAAGGGACCUUCUCAAGUGUUGAUCACCCAGAUACAGUGCAUAGAGGGAUCUGGCUGUGUCUGACUGACUAAAUCUUAUAAAACGUCCCACCUUUUUUCUUCAUGCCACUGGGUGGCCCUAGUACAAUGAUCUAUCUCAGGCUGGAACCAAGGCAGGGAUGGAAAACUUUCAUACUAGGAAGGAAUGGAGACUGCUAGGAAUUGAAAACCUGAUAUUCAGGUGGAGCAAAGUCUCAACGAAGUAAACAAAACAAUACAAAAAAAGCAGCAAGUGGCACUGUUAGUAAUAACAACUAGUUUUCAGAACUGACGAGUUGCAAGAAUGUUCGUUUAUGAGAAAGAAUUGCCUGCACCAGAGAAGUCCAUUAUUAUAGUUAUUUUUAUAUAUGCA